Messenger RNA from Diversispora eburnea, 218 nucleotides. NCBI's taxonomy places the organism in Eukaryota, Fungi, Glomeromycota, Glomeromycetes, Diversisporales, Diversisporaceae. The record is from the annotation of a GenBank genome assembly.
UCGAAGACCAGCAUAAUCACAAACUUGUAAAGAAUAUUACUACUCUUGCAUCCAGUUAUAGAAGAUUCACCUCAGAAAUGUGUGAUGAUAUAAAAUUGCUUGCAGCGUGUGGUGUGCGUCCUAGUACGAUUGUUGAAAUUUUACAAUAUAAAAAUACAGAAAAAUAUAUCCACGACAAAAAUGUUUAUAAUUUGUUUAGUUCUAUUCGUCGCCAUUAA